Exaiptasia diaphana is the source of this 538-nucleotide messenger RNA. RefSeq names its product protein D2. NCBI's taxonomy places the organism in Eukaryota, Metazoa, Cnidaria, Anthozoa, Actiniaria, Aiptasiidae. The record is from RefSeq and is a predicted model, not a curated record.
UAGUCUACAAUCACCAACAAUAACAAACUAAAUAUAUGAAACCUUGCGUUCCGCUCUCAGGAGUUUCUGUUGCCAUAGCAAGAACACUGACCGAAAGUAUCGAGUGUUCAUCUGCAGGACGUUGUUCCGUGUUGUUUCGAGCGAAAUCAUGAUGGACAAGAGACGAAAACCAUACACUAUUGUACAGUUUGCAGGUUUCUUUGUAGUGCUUUUUAGCAUUACCAGUGGUAACGAUGCAGCUGGACUUAUAGAUAAAGGUUGUUCUAGCGAGUUUAGCAGACUCGAUGUUCGAAUCGACGGRCAAGCGAUCGUUUGUGGAAAUGUUUAUUCGUUGGAAAAAGUUGGCGGUUCGCACAUUCCCGAAAUCCAAUUCUCUUCGGCUUCGAAUACCAAAAAGUACACUGUGGUUAUGAUAGACCCAGAUGCCCCUUCAAAUUCUCGKCCAACUCAAAGAAGCUGGCUACACUACUUGGCAGUCAAUAUUGAGGGAAGUGAUAUCCAGAAUUUUGUCAGCCUGUCUGAUUCAUUAUCCUCAACC